AUGAAGGGCACCAACAACAUCAGAGGCCUCAUGGGCAAGGGCGCUCCGCCGACGCCAAUGUUCUUCUCCAUCGUCCGCGUCGUCAUCCUAGUCCUCUCACUCGCCGUCGUCGCUGCGUGCGGAUAUUGCCUGUCGCUGCUCGGCGCCUAUUCGAGUAGCUACACCGGACCGCCGGGCUUCAUGCUCUUUGUCUCUCUCUUCACCCUCCUCGUUCUAGGCGGCGCCAUGAUCGUCGAGCGCUUCGCGGCGCACCUCUACUUCCGCAUCGCAGUCCUCAUCGGCUACGGCACAAACUGCCUCUUUUGGCUGUCGGGCUGGGCGUGGUCCGCGAGCAUCGCGGCGUUGUUCUUGGGCGACACGUGCGUUCAGGGGACCUGCUUUGGUCCCACGACGGAGGAGAAGCGGUACGGAGGGAGCAUGGCUGGUGCCGCUGCCGUUGGCGCCGUGAACUGGGUUCUGAUGACGAUUGUUUUGUUCUACUACAUCAAGGGAUGUCUUUCGGAUCCGGACUGCUACGGCGUUUCGACGGGCCAUGGCUCGGAGAUGGGCAGUAUCAAGGCGGAGAGCAAGUCGCGGUCUCGCCCAUCCGUCAAUGAGCCGUGA
This is a messenger RNA of Colletotrichum orchidophilum, 603 nucleotides long. RefSeq lists its product as uncharacterized. Lineage: Eukaryota; Fungi; Ascomycota; Sordariomycetes; Glomerellales; Glomerellaceae. The record is from RefSeq and is a predicted model, not a curated record. Bases 1 to 603 code for a protein of 200 amino acids. The transcript has 3 exons.